Messenger RNA from Bradysia coprophila, 1300 nucleotides. Its product is annotated as UDP-GalNAc:beta-1,3-N-acetylgalactosaminyltransferase 1-like. Gene Ontology annotation, biological process: protein O-linked glycosylation. The record is from RefSeq and is a predicted model, not a curated record. Gene Ontology annotation, molecular function: hexosyltransferase activity. Gene Ontology annotation, cellular component: Golgi membrane. Lineage: Eukaryota; Metazoa; Arthropoda; Insecta; Diptera; Sciaridae.
CACACUAUUUUCAAAAUUUAACUUCAGUUACUGCCAGUUAUUCAAGAGACGACGAGACGAGCGUUUUUGCCUUUUUAUCUCAAAACUAAAAACGUAAAUGGAAUUGAUUGAGCUACUAUCAAGACGUAGGGCUCAACCUCUCUGGCUCUUUAAGAACAAAAUAGUGAAAUGUAGAGUGUCGUUUGUCGUCGUCAUUCUUAUUUCGCUCACAUUUAUUGCGGCACAGUUUCUGUACAUCACCCCAACGUCAGUCCAUCGUCCAAAAACGAAAAUUGAAUUUGUGAACAAAGAUUUCUGUGUUCUGUCCACAGCAGAAAAUAAUAAUUUGAGAACGGUGGUGAUUGUGGUGUUGUCGGCACGGAAUCAUUUCGAUCGAAGAAACUUAAUCCGCCAAACGUAUGGCUCUGUUCGAAAGGCAUUCAAUGUGCAUGUUUUAGGCGUAGUUUUUAUGUUGGGAAAUUUGGAUGCACCCGGAAGUGAUGUGACUGACGGCUAUAAAUUACGAGAAGAGAUCAAUCCGUUUGGUGACAUUGUUGUGGGUGACUUUGUUGAUUGCUAUAGAAACUUGACGCUCAAAACGAUUAUGGCUUACGAGUGGCUAACCUCUUAUUGUAGAGACGCUCAGGUGGUGGUGAAGACCGAUGACGAUGUCUUUGUGAAUAUAUUUGAACUAGCGAAAGAAUUGGAUUCAUGGUCACAAGCUGAAAUCGUAUCAUCAAACAUUUGGUGUAUUGUAGACAGAAACGAACCGACAGUCAAGGAUAAGAAUAGCAUAUAUUAUGCUUCACCGCUAGAUUUUCCGACCGGCGUAUUUCCAGAUCAUUGUGAAGGACUGGCUUAUAUCACACCGAUUGGUGUAAUUGAUCGAAUUAUAAAUGAAAUUCGGCAGUCAUUUCCGGGAACGGUUUGUACUCAUGAAGAUGUAUUUAUGACGGCAGUGGUUCGACAGCACAUCAAUUCAAAUUCGAAUUACUUCUGGCGAAAACCUGAACCCAUUGAGAUCGUCAACAAAAAACAUUUUUGGAGAAGCUUAGAUUUGCAAGAUGGUAGAGGUGAUGAGGACUAUUUUCUGAGAAAUCUCAUCAAAAGUACGUCAAUCGACGCUGAUAGUUUGCAGAAGUUUCGUAUAUGGUACGACAAAAAAAUAUUCUAUUUAAUUACUCAUUCAGAUGAUUUCAGUGAUCAAUACGUUCGACUAUGGAAAAUUGUAAGCGCGGCAUCUGAAACAGAUAUUCUAUAAGAAAUUGUACUCCUAUUUAUAAGAAAAAGAUUUUUUUUAAGUUGAAUAGUAAAAAUUCUC